GUUGAACAGAAGUGGACGGGACUGGGUCCUGAAGGAAGGGAGCGAUUCUCUUUCCUAGCAGAUAUAAAUGACAUAUUCAACAACGCGCUGUCACUUACACAGUCAGUAAAUAUUUCAGUGUGUGCCUGUUCAUUAUCUACUAGACGUGACAGUAAUAUUUACCAUUACCAAUGUGCAAAAAUUAUCUAAAUAUGUACUUAAUUUAUUAUCGAGAACCAUUAAUAAAAAAGCGUAUAUAUAGCCCAGACGACCUCAACACUCUGUCUAUAAUCUCUGACAAGUACUCUGUUAAAAAGUCUCCAGAGCGCGCAUCUGAGUUUAGGGAGCAAGGUAACCUCAGCUUCAAGGUGAAAGAUUACACGGCAGCUGCACUGUUUUAUUCUAAGGGUAUUUGCCAUGCUGAUAAGAAUGCAGAACAGCUGUCCUUGUGCUACGCAAACCGAUCUGCAGCCCUCUUUUAUCUCAGCCUUUAUAAAGAAUGUCUAGAGGACAUUCGUCAAGCUUUGGAGGCCGGCUACCCGAGCCACCUGCGGGACAAACUGAUCACUAGAAAGACCGCCUGCCUGAAUCAGCUCAGCCAGCUUGAAAAAUCCAACACUCCAGCCCCAAAUAACCCACCACCACCAAGCCAGAAGAGAAGUGACUCUCUUACCUGCACAUCACAUGGCGUGUCUGUUUAUUUCAGUCCUGGGAAAGGUCGGCACCUGUUGGCCACGGAAAAUAAACUAGCCGGUGAGGUGGUGCUGGUGGACGAGGCUUACGGCUGUGUUCUUAUCCCAGGUAUCAAACUCAUCACAGAGACUGAAAAAACAGUGUUUGACACCGAAGACAGACAUUGUCAUCACUGCCUAAGCCGAACACUGAGUUCUGUGCCCUGUCCUAACUGUAGUUACGCUCGGUACUGUGACGAGAGGUGUCGAAAUGAGGCGUGGAGCCAAUGGCACCAAUGGGAGUGCGCUGUUGGAGCAGACCUGUUGGUUUUUGGUGUUCUGCCGCAUCUUGCACUAAGGGUUGCGUUAAAAGCUGGGCAAAAGGAGGUUCGAAGCGCAAAGGAAAGUUCUUGUGUGAUGGAAAACCAACCUGGACUGUUUAAAAGGGAUUCACCAGCCCGAUUGAACUUUGAAGGCCACUAUACCAAAAGUUCAGAGCAUACAGACUGUUACCAUGGCAACUCAUAUCUAGGCAUCUACAGUCUUUUACCACAUGUGGGAGAACACUCACCUAGCUUACGCUUCUUACUCGCAGUCACAACAGCAACACUUUAUAAGAAGCUGCAGGGUGGACCUCCAUCUGACAUGUGGGCAUCUUGCGAGGAUGACAGAGGAGCCUGGAAGCCUGAGAUGAGCAUGCUGGGAGCCACAGUUUUGAGGCACCUGAUGCAGCUCAGGUGUAAUGCACAAGCAGUCACUGCUAUUAGAGUUACAGAAGAGACUGGCACAUCUGUCCAAUCCAGCAACGAAAUCCGCAUCGCCACGGCAAUCUUUCCCGUUCUCAGCCUGCUUAACCACUCCUGCAGUCCAAACACCAGCAUCUUCUUCACCACAGGCUUUAAAACCAACCAGCUCACUCAGUUCUCUGGUUCAAGUCAAGGUGACCAUUCUGAGACCCUUCACAGCGGUGUGACAGUCACUUUACGUACUUCAAAAGACCUCACGGCGGGACAGGAGAUUCUGCACUGUUACGGCCCUCACUGUAGCAGAAUGACUGUGAAGGAGCGUCAGCGCCUCCUGCUGGAGCAGUACUUUUUCACCUGUGACUGUGUGGCUUGUCAGAGAGAGCAGACAGAAAAUAAAACAAGCGAAGAUGUGAACACAGCGCUGGGUUUGAAGUGUGGGAAAUGUGAACAGCCUCUUCAGGCCUACGUGGAAAGGUACGUGUGCUCUCGGCCAUCCUGCAGUCAUCAGAUCGCCAGUGCUGAAGUGCAGAAGAAACUUCAGGGUUUGCAGAACUUACUAGACCAAGCUUUUCAUCUAAUGGAGAGAGACAGAUCAGAUGAUGCCUUAAGGAUCCUUAAAUCUGCCUCGUCUCAGGCAGACAGCAUUCUGACAGAUACUCAUCCUGUACAAGGAGAACUAGCGGAUGCAACAGCUCGUGCAUAUGCCACCAACGGUGACUGGAGUAGGGCUGCAUCCCAUCUCAAGCGCAGUAUUGUUGCCAUAACAGCCCAAUAUGGAGAGGACAGCGUUGAACUGGGACAGCAGUUUUUUAAACUGGCACAAUUGCAUUUUAAUGGCGGAGACCGCAGAGCCACUCUCUCUGUCAUCCCCAAGGCCUGCAGGCUUCUCUCUCUCCAUUGUGGCCCUCAUUGUGAAGAGCUACAGGAACUACAGGAAAUGGAGCACUGUCUAAAAUGACUGGUGUGCAAGAAGUCAAAAGCAAAAGGUUAUCAGCUGACACAGUGUUUAAAUACAUUCAGAUCUUUUGUCUCUGAAAUACAUGAUACAUAAUAAUAAUAAUAAAGGUAAUGAGUUAACCUAAUUUGAUGUUUUGGUUUCUAUUCCUGAUGUUAUAGGGGACUAGAUUUCCAGUACGUUUCUUGACGUGCAUGUCUCAUUCGUAUAUAAUAAUUUGGUUUCUGUAGUAAAUAGUGAAAGGCAGAAUUAAUGCUUUGGAUUAGGGCUUUGUUCAAAUCCUUAAUGCUGUGUGCUUUUUGCAAUCACUAUAAAGUGAUUUUAUUACAUUUCUGACCACUAGGUGGCAGUCUUUAACAACAGUGAUAAAAAGGGCAUUCUGAAGUACAGUACAUGGCACAACUCGGUCAUAGUAUUUAGGCAAAAAAGUCAUAUGCAUUUUGUAUUGUAUGUAUUGACCACUCUAGGCUCUGUUCAUAUAAUGAAGCUAAAGUUGCUUAUAUGU
Molecule: messenger RNA, 2856 nt
Organism: Triplophysa rosa
Lineage: Eukaryota; Metazoa; Chordata; Actinopteri; Cypriniformes; Nemacheilidae
Gene: smyd4
Product: SET and MYND domain containing 4
Exons: 10
Coding region: 171-2354 (727 amino acids)
Molecular function (GO): protein binding
Source: RefSeq, a predicted model, not a curated record